CGGCCAGAGUCCCUGUUUGCUGCCCUGAUAACUGGUGACCUUGGGUAAAGUCCACCGGCAGCCUCUCCAGCCCCCUGCACCCAAGGCUUAAAUACGGUGGAGGCCGGGGCCCUGUCUCCUCAGCCGUGGUCACCAGCCGUGCUCUGGGACAGUGAGCUGACCAUGCCGUCCUCCACCACGUGGGGUCUCCUGCUGCUGGCGGGCCUGAGCUGCCUGGCCCCCAGCCUCUGGGCUGAGGACCUACAGGGGGCAGCGGUGCAGGACACAGAGCCCCCCGAGGAGCUGUCGGCCUCCCAGAAAAUCACCCCCAGCAUGGCCGACUUCACCCUCGGCCUGUACCGCCAGCUGGCACGAGAGUCCAACAGCAGCAACAUCUUCUUCUCGCCCGUGAGCAUCGCCAGCGCCUUCGCCCUGCUGGCCCUGGGGGCGCGGGGGACCACGCACACCGAGAUCCUGGAGGGGCUGCACUUCAACCUGACCGAGCGGGCAGAGGCCGACAUCCACCGCGGCUUCCAGCACCUUCUGCGCAGCCUCAACCAGCCCGACGGCCAGCUGCAGCUGAGCACGGGCAGCGGCCUCUUCAUCCAGCAGGGGCUCAAGCUGGCAGAGAAGUUUCUGGAAGAUGCCAAGACCCUGUACCACGCGGAAGCCUUCUCCACCGACUUCAAGAACCUCACUGAGGCCAAGAAGCAGAUCAACGACUAUGUGGAGAAGGGCACUCAGGGCAAGAUUGUCGACUUGGUCAAAGAACUCAGUGCAGACUCGGUGUUGGCUCUGGUGAACUACAUCUUCUUCAGAGGCAAAUGGGAGAAGCCUUUCCGUGCCGAGCUGACCACGGAGCAGGACUUCCACGUGGACGAGCAGACCACUGUCAAGGUCCCCAUGAUGAACCGACUGGGCAUGUUUCAGAUACACCGCUGUGACACGCUGUCUGGCUGGGUGCUGCAGAUGCCAUACUUGGGCAACGCCACUGCCAUGUUCCUGCUGCCUGACCAGGGCAAGAUGAGGCACCUGGAGGACACCCUCAGCCCAGAGCUCCUGGCCAAGUUCCUGGACAAGAGAGGGGCCAGUUCUGCAAAUGUGUAUUUGCCCAAAACGUCCAUUUCUGGGACCUACAAUCUGAAAGUCACCUUGGGCAAACUGGGCAUCACCAGGGUCUUCAGCAACGGGGCCGAGCUCUCGGGCAUCACUGAGGACGCACCCCUGAAGGUGUCCCAGGCUGUGCACAAGGCGGUGCUGACCAUGGACGAGACAGGCACAGAAGCCGCGGGGGCCAUGUUUCUGGAGAUCAUGCCCAUGUCUUUGCCUCCAGAUGUCUUUUUCAACAGACCUUUCCUGAUAGCCAUCUUUGACAAUCAAACCAAAAUUAUCCUCUUCCUGGGCAAGGUGGUGAACCCCACACAAGCAUAACCUCCUGUGGGGUGAGCCCUUCCCUCUCUGCCUCCCUCAGUGACAUUAAAGAAAGACCCUCUUUGCAGGAGCUGGAGUGGA
This is a messenger RNA of Erinaceus europaeus (western European hedgehog), 1491 nucleotides long. RefSeq names its product alpha-1-antitrypsin-like. Gene Ontology annotation, biological process: negative regulation of endopeptidase activity. Lineage: Eukaryota; Metazoa; Chordata; Mammalia; Eulipotyphla; Erinaceidae. The transcript has 5 exons. Gene Ontology annotation, molecular function: serine-type endopeptidase inhibitor activity. The record is from RefSeq and is a predicted model, not a curated record. The coding region runs from base 163 to 1410 and encodes 415 amino acids.